GCCGGGGGACACUUUUAACUCCGGGCUUUCCGGUCGCUGGUUGUUUCGCAUGAAGCAGCUUCUCUCCCGUUUCCGCCACAGGCCCCGCGGUGAUGGAGGACGAGGAGCGGCAGAAGAAGCUGGAGGCCGGCAAAGCUAAGCUGGCAGAGUACCGCCAGAGGAAAGCUCACGCCGACUCCCAGAGGAAUCAGAAGAGGAAGAAGAAAAAGAGGACAACGGAGGAUUCAGAGGGUGAUUCGCAGGGACAGGUGCAGUACGACCCCAAUCAGUCUGCAGAGGUGGAGGACUUCCCAGUUGGAGGACGAGAUGGAGAACGAGAGGGAACUAAAGACCCCCCCACCACGGAGUUUACCUUCGCAAGGACGCUGCGAAGCGGAGAGACUGUCCAGCAUGAUCAGACCUACACUAUAGAGCCGGAGAGUGAAGUGUCCACUACUGCUGAAGAUUAUUCCUCAGAGGUAAAUGGAUGCCUCGAUGAGAUGUCAGAGAAUCUAAUGAUGUCUGCGAAGGAUUUUAUCUGGGAGGAGGUUGAGUCCCUGCCACAGGGGACCAAAGGAGGUACAAUGCAGGACGCACUUGCUGCCAAGACCCAGGCAGUGGAGGAGCUGAGUCCGGAGGAAAUCAGAGCUGCCUUUGGUACAGAAGGAGUGCAGCAGCUGCAGGAUUUUGAAGCUGCUCUGAAGCAGCGGGAUGGCAUCAUCACGCAGCUCACGUCAAACCUUCAGCAGGCCCGUGAAGAGAAAGACGAGAUCAUGAAAGAAUUCCUGCAGCUGACAGAGCAAAGUCAAAAAUUACAAAUUCAGUUCCAGCAGCUGCAGGCGGGCGAAACACUAAGGAACACCAGCCACACCAGCACUGCAACUGGUCUUCUGCAGACCAGGCAGCAGCUUGUCCAGUACCAACAGCAGCUGGAGGAAAUGACCGUGGAGUCCAGAAAGCACCAGGAGAGGAGCAGUGAACAGCAAGAGCACAUCAGCCAGCUCCAACACAAACUCAAUGAGAUGGAGAUGUCAGGACGAAGAUCGGACGAGUCAUUUACACAGAGGAUGAACAAAAAGGACCUGCUGAUUGCUGAACAAGAAAAAGUCCUUGCGGGUCAGGAGCAGCUGGUGAUGGAAUUGAGAGUGUCCGAGGAGUCUUUUGUACAAACACUGGAAGAGAAAAGUCUGUUUAUAUCAGGGCAAACUGCAAUAAUCACGGAGCACGAGAGGUCAUUAACCCUGCUCAGAGAGGAACUGGCUCUUGUGGCAAGGACUUCAAAUGAAAAUAUUAUACAGCAAUCAGACGAGAAAGACCUGAUCAUUGCAGAGCAAGGGAGGGUCAUUUCAGAACGUGACGGCUCUCUCUCACAGCUCGAGGAUGAGCUUGAGACCUCGGAAAAACGCCUGCGUGAUAUCCAGCAGCGAAUGAACGCAAAAGAAUCAGAGCUUGAAAAAUGUCUGGAUGAGUUGGAGAGCACCAAGUCGGACUUGGAGAGCCGUAAGGGUGAAAUGGAGAGUUGUAAAUUGGAACUGGAGAAUGAGCGAGCAGAGUUCGAAAGUUGUAAGGGUGAACUUUCAAACUCCAGACAGAAAGUGCGAAUGUCUUCUAAUGAAAUCAUGCAGCUCAUGGGCACAGUGGAGGAUCUGCAGAAACGCUGUCACCAGGGCAGCCUGACGGAAAGUGACGCCAUCCAAAAAAUGCAGGAAGAGACUGGAAAGAAGCUCGAAGUUCUCAGGGCAGAGCUGGACGAGAUGUACGGCCAGCAAAUUGUCCAAAUGAAGCUGGAGCUUAAUUUACAACAUGCAGCAAAAGUGGAGCAAUUGACUGAGCUACAUAGUUCUGAGCUCGAGCUUUUGAAAGCACGACUGUCUCAAAGCUCCACUCUUAGCGCCGCUGAGGUGGACAGUCUCAAUGCUAAGAUUAAGGAGCUUCGGGAGACAGUAGAGCAAUUCCAAGCAAUGCAUGAUGAAACCAUACACGAGCUAAGCCAAGUCUCCCAAGAAAAACUCCACCUGCAGGUCAAGGUUGAGGAUCUUCUUCAGGAUCUUUGUUCUACUAACGAAAAAGUGGAGCAGGUCUCCCACAGUCUUAUCUCUCAGGAAAGCCAACUGGGUGAACUGCAGCGCCUCCAGGAGACGAUUGACGGUCUGAAGAGCGAGCUGGCCGCGGCUCAGGAAGCUGCUCAAGACGUAGAAACUAAACAUGAAUCAGAAGUAACCAACUACAAGAUCAAGUUGGAGAUGCUAGAGAGGGAGAAAGAUGCUGUACUGGACCUCAUGGCCGAGUCUCAAGAGGCAGAGCUGGACCGGCUCAGGACUAAGCUUCUGUUCAGCCAUGAGGAAGAGCUGACCCAUCUGCGGGAAGAAUUGCAGAGGGAGGGCUUCAUGAACACAGAAAACCUUCUCAAUGAAGCUGCUGUCAAACACGAGAGAGUGUUGCAUGAGCUGCGUGUUGGUUACGAAGAAGAGCUGCAUCUGUCGCGAAGAGACAAGGCAAAUUUUGCCACAGAGCGAGAUGAGCUUCUGCACCAAAUUCUUGGCCUGAAAGAAGACCUCAAGCUGGCUUUGCACAGCUCCAAAGCAGAUGAGCUUGUCCAGCAGCUCAAAGAGCUUCAGGUGGAGAUCGAGGAACUGAGAAAGGGAGGAGAAGAACGAGCUAGAAUGGAAAAUGAAAUUCAGACGUUACGAGGAAAGAAAGAAGUGAUGCAAAAACAGACAAUAGAUAAAGAACAAUCCUGGCAGAACAAGUGGAAAGAGCAGGAAUUAGAAAAGACAAGCUUGAUAGAAUCUAAUAACACUUUAAAAGAAGAGUUGGACUCAAACUUUUUGGAAAUUGAGACACUGACAACAGAAAAUAAUCAAAUUCAGCAAAUAGUAGACGAGCUCAGAGAGAAAAUUGAAAACCAGAGGACUACUUUCUCAUUCGCCGAAAAGAAUUUUGAGGUCAACUACCAGGAGCUAAAGGCGGAGUACAUGUGUCUCAUUGAGGCAAAGACACAGUUAGAAGAGAGGACACUGAAGGAGACACAUGAGUCAACGGCAAAAAUUGCCAACCUUCAGUCACAGAUUCGGGAUCUGGAGGAGAGCAGCAGCGAUAUCAAAUUGGAGGAUGCGAAAAAAGAGAAUGAAGCUUUGGUCAAAAAAGUUACUACUGAGCUAAUGGAGAGACUGAAUGUUACUUUGGGUGAGAAGGAAAUCCUGGCUGGUAGGGUUUCUGAAGUUACAGAGAAACUCAUGUUCACGGAGAGCAAAGUGGGACAGCUGGGGGACGAGCUGAUGAACGUGAGAAAAGAAAACGCAACGGUCAUGGCCCAGAAUGAAAGCCAAGGAAAAGAACUGGAAAAAGAACAAGAGAUUAUAAGAGAGCAGGCGAGGGGGCAGGAUGCCCAGAGAAAAGCUAAGCUCCAGAAAGAAGAGGAAGCUGCUGAGCCAGUUAGUUCUUUUGAGGAUCAUCACUCUGAGAUUCAAUCUCUGCGAGAGGAGAUAAAGGCUCUUCAGUCCCUGCUGCGGACAGCUGAAGCUGAGAGAGACAACAUCAAGCAGACCCUGGAUCUCGAGAAGCUUUUGCAGACUAAUGCAGCGGCAGUCCAGUCUGUGGGGGAGGGACCUGUGGAAGGACGAUCCUCGCCACAGAAGUCCACAGCCUCAGGGUCAAGCAGGCGCAAGAGACGGCAGAGGUCGAAGCAGGAGCGCAAAGUGGUCACUUCUCCGUCAGGCAGCAGAGAAGAAACGCAGAGGGAGGAGGAAGAGGACGCAGCGGCGGAGGAAGAGAGAGCUGCAAGUGCCGCAGAGCAGGAGAAGCAGACUCAGAUGGAGAGCCAGGUUAUGUCAUGUCCACAGGAGAGGGCCAGUAAGGAGGACUCCACUGACGGGUACCAGGGAGACGGAGGCAGAGGCUACAUCAACAAACGGGUGAGCCAACAUGGGACUGACGGCCAUCACACGGAGCCUGACGUGUGCCAGAAAGAAGAGGGAGGAGAGACAACUGAGCAUGGUGAGUGCCGGCUGCAGAUGGAGGCCCAGCGCAUCAGCCUGUCUCAGAUCCACGCCGCCCAUCUCGAGCUGCUGCAGGAAGAGACGGACGCCCGCACACACUCCCUGGAGCUGAAAUUGCAAAACCAGAAAGUUCACAGUGUCCUGGAUGAGCCAAAAUUCUUCAAAUAUCAGAACAUGUUACAAGCUGUGUCAGAAGAAUGCAUUGAGAUCAUUCUGUCUUUUCGAAAGCUGUUUGGUGAAGAGUUUUUGGAAAGUGUUGACAUGAGCUGGCAGCCCCCUUCAGAGGAAAGACCAGAAACUAGUGAAUCCACCUCCAUUAUACAGGAGGCCAGAGAGCUAUACAGAGGUCUUCAUCAGGUGAGGGAGAGGAUUGAACAGGAGCAUCAGAGACUGUCACAGCUCCAGGCUCUGCUGAGGGUUGAUGUUGACAAGAUGAUGGAACUGCAGAUGGCGUUCGAUGAGCUGAAGAGCCGCAGUGAGAAGGAGAUCUCUGACCUACGUGUGCAGGUUGCCAGCUGUAGCUCCUCAAGCAAAGAGGAGCAGGCUGGGGCACCAUCUCCCUCCAUAGCCAGUGAGUUACAGAAGCUGAAGGUGGAGGCUCAGGAGAAGCAGCUCCAGCUGGAGGAGAGUCACAGACAGGAGCUGGAGCGUCUCAGAGCUCACUACCAAGAGCAGGCCACAGAGGCAGAGGAGCGAUACGCCACUGAGCUCUUCCUGCUGCAGCAGCAACUGCAGUUGGCCACAAGCACACAGACCCACUACAGCCUGUCCACAGUUCCUGAGUCCAGCUCUGAGAGGACAGACGAGCGCAGCGAGGACCUAAAGUCUUCACAGGACCAGCUUGGACAAGAGUUGUCAGAGGGAGGUGUAGAGUUGAGUUUGUCUAGCAGGUCCGCAGGCCUGACUGCACAGCUGCAGGCUCUGAGGAAAGCGCUCUACCACAAGUAUGUCCAAGAAGUGGCCACUCUGAAGGAGCAGCACAACAGCGAGCUGAGGAGACUGAGAGAAGAAAGGGAGCAGGGGAGGCAAAGAGAGGAGCAUCAGGAAGAGAGAGGAGAGAGGGAGCAGGAUUUCGGCAGUGCUGGAAGCUCCAGUGGGAGCCUUGGGGCGGCCGAGCAGGUCGUGCUGGAAGAAAAACAACACUGGGAGAGAGUGGAGGAGGAGGUUGCCAAAGCCAUAGUUCAGAUGUCAGUGGAAUUUGCACAGCAGACUGAGCUGGCUCGCAUCCAGCGUUCCUGCCAGACGAGUACCUCGAUGCAGACACGGUCAUAUGAGGAGGAGAUGAAGGAGAGGGAGGACAAGCAGCCUGCUCCCAGGGCUUCAUUCUCCCAGGGCGCCUGGAUGGAGGAGGUGGAGAGGGAGAGGCUGGAGAAGGAGCUGGAGGAGAGGAACGCAGAGAUCCGAAAAUUAAAGGAGGAGCUGCAGAGAAGUGAAACAGCACCUGAGAAGGCCCUAAAGAAGAGGAAGGACGAUCAGGAAGAAGCUGAGGAAGAUCAAGAUCCAGGUGGGACGGGAAUAAAGGAGGCUUAUGCACUAAAGUUAUCCUCGCAGAAUGAUGGAGAGUCUUCCGAUACGGACAAUGAAAGAAACCUGUUGCGUAAGGCCAAUGAGAAACUUACUCAGGUGCUGGUCGAUGUCCUGAAGACCACGGCAGCAGCAGAGGAAACUAUGGGCCUCCACAUGCAAAGUCGCUGUGAUGCUUCCAGUGAAGAGCAGAAGGCUGCACCGCCCCCCUCCACCUCACAGAGAGCAACCUGGCAGAAAGUUAACACACCGCCCUUCAGGACUUAUGCUGCAGGUCACGCUGCUGACAGUUGCCAGGGCAGUGAGACCUCCACAGACGAUGUGAUUUCGUGGUCCAGGGAGACAGAGGCUGAUGAGGGUCUGGAGGAGUCCCGGCAGAUGAUGGACAGCCUGCUGCUGGGGGCGGGGACACAGUUAGAGAACGAGGAACAUCUCAUGGGCAUCGGCAGCCGACUCCAAACGGCUCUGGAGAAGAUGUUAAUGGCCAUCACAGAAACCACUAACCAGCUGGAACAUGCCCGGAUGACCCAGACCGAGCUGAUGCGGGAGUCCUUCCGCCACAACCAGGAGAUGAGCGAGCUGUUCCAGAAGCAGGAGGAGCUGCAGGAGAGGGUCUCAGAGGAGUCCCGCGCACGGGAGCAGCUGGCUCUGGAGCUUCACCGCGCAGAGGGUGUAAUUGAUGGCUACACGGGCGAGCGGGCUGCGUUGGAGGAGCAGUUGCGUCAGAAGGGAGAGCUGCAGAUGAACCUUGAGCAAGAGCUGCAGGUUACAAGUAGCCGGCUGCAGGAGUUGGAGCAGGAGAGGCUUCAGAUGCAGGAGGAGCGGGAGCUGCUGUCACGGCAACAGGACGCUAUGAGGGAGAACGCCGGGCCCCGUGAGCUUUGCCUAGUUGAAGCUGCAAUGGUUGCAGCACCUGAAGCAGACCUGCUGGAGGAGACAGAGAAGCUGAUGAAAGAGAAGGUGGAGGUCCAGCGUCAGGCAGAGAAGGAGAACACAGAGCUCCUGAAGCAGGUGAAGCUGCUGGAGGCCGAGCUGGAGGAACAGGUCAACAGGGUGAUAGAGCUGGAGCAAGCUCAGAUGACCGAGAGCGGAGACCUGCAGCAACAGAUCCAGGCUCUGGAGAAACAGCUGGACAAGAACAGGAGGUUCCUCGAUGAACAAGCUGUGGACCGAGAACACGAGAGGGAUUUCUUCCAGCAGGAGAUCCAGAAACUGGAGGAGCAGCUGAAGAAUCCACAGAAGCUUCAGACAGGCUCCGAGCAAAGAACCCGAGAGGUGGACCAGCUGACCUCCCAGCUGAAGGAGAAGGCGGAUUGGUGCAGUGAGCUGCUGCUCAGCUCGGAGCAGAUGCGUCGUGAGUUGGGAGAGCGCGACGAAGAGAUUGACAAGCUGGAGAGCCGCAUCCGCGAGCUGGAGCAGGCCCUGCUGGCCAGCGCUGAUUCCCUGGAGAAGGAGGAACAAAAGAAACAGCAUGCAUCCAUCACUGAGACCAACCAGUCAACACUGGAGGCUCAGUUACAGACGGAGAGAGAAGCUCUGGAGCGCAAAGAGAAAGAGAUCUGUAACCUGGAGGAGCAGCUGGAACAGUUCAGAGAGGAGCUGGAGAACAAGAGCGAGGAGGUGCAGCAGCUUCAAAUGCAGCUGGAGAUCCAGAGCAAGGAGAUCAGCAGCCAGCAGCAAUACCUAGAAACAAGGGACAGCUUGAUCCAGGUGAUGGAGGAGAAGGACAGGCAAAUAGCACUUCUUAAUGAACAGAUCACUAAGCUUCAACACACGGAAACAGCUUCUGAUAACAAGGAAAUUGAUGAGAGGGAUGAGCUGCUAAAAGACCUGGAGUCCCAGGUGGAAUGCCUGCGGAGUGAACAACAGCGUCAGAAGAGGAAUAAUGAAGAGGAGCUUGACCAACUGAAUGCAGUCAUAGAGAAACUUCAGGAGGAACUGGCCAAUAUCGAGCAGAAACAGGCUGCAGAGGAAGACGAGGACAUCAAGGGUGACGCAGAGAGUGGCACGUGGGGGCCUGCUAAAGAGGACUAUGAUGAAAUGAAGCAGAGAAUGGACCUGACCACCAAAGAGCUGGACACGCUGAAAACAGAUCACAGUAAACUGAAGGAGACAUAUCUGUGUUUUAAAGAGAGCACGGACGCUUUGGAUGAAGCAGAAAAACUGGGUAGUUCAGAGGGCGAGUUUGAAGAAGCUCUGAGAGAGAAAACUGCAGGUCUCGUCGUCAUGCAGGCCCAAGUACAAGCCCUGGAGCAGAGUGCAACGUCCAGGGUGGAGGAGUUAGGGCUCCGUAUCCGGGAGCUGGAGGACCUGGUCGUCGAAAAAGACGCUGAGUUAAGCCGCAGUCGCCUCCUUGUGGGGCAAACUCAAAGCGAUGCAGAUGGUCUCCAGCAGAGGGUGUCUAACCUGGAGGGAAAUCUGAGGGAGAAAAUGGCUUCAGCAAUGGUCAGCCAAGCCACCCUGGAGGCCUUCCAGCAGCAGCACCAGGGAUCCAAAGAAAACCAGGACAUGCAGAGACGAACAGAGACGCAUGUGAAGCCCAAUGACGAUCCCCAUGUACGUGACUUUGGUGACUUUGGUAUUCCCAAAAUGGGUUUCAGCGGACUGAGCCAAGCGAGACAAGUUUCCACGGGGAAGGUGGUGCAUCUGACCCAGAAACUUAUGGAGCUGGAGGUGGGACUCAGUGGGAUGCAGAAAGACCAGGAGCUCCAGAAGCAGCUGCUCUCCAGCUCUGAGGAGGAGGUGCUGGAGUACGAGAAGAGGCUGGUUGUGCUUAUGGACCUGCUGAGUCAGAUGAAGGCCAGGACACACCAGAGGUCUUCACCAGCUGUGGAGGCCUCCUCUGCUGGUUCCCAGCCAUCAGUGUCAGAACUUGUUCAGGAGUUGCAGGAGGUUAAAGACGAGACCUCGGCCACCAAGCAGCAGCUCGACAGCUACAACAAGAGCAGCAGCAGACUCCAGGAGGAGCUCCAAGAAAAAACGGUCACAUUGGAGAGACUACAGGAACAACUUCAAAUGGUAUCAUCUAGUGACAGUGGGCAAGUCAAGCUUCAACAGGAACUCGCGGAGGCUCAAGAGGAGGCAGCAGCUGCCAAAGAGGAGCUGAGCAGCUGCCAGGAGAGUUUGGAGAAGCUGCAGGAGCUGCUGCAGGAACGGGAAAUGACCAUUGCUCACCUCAAAGGAGAACUUUUCCAAGUAAAAUCUGUAGAAGGAUCAGACAGGACAGAGCUUCUACAGGAGGCCAGAGACGACGUGGCAUCCACCAAAGAAGAACUCAACAGCUCAAGGCAGCAGAAUGAGAAACUACAGGAAGAGCUCCAGAUCCGUGAACUGUCAAUAUCCAAGCUCAAAGAGGAGUUCCAGCAGUUGAUAAAGGAUGUGGGUUCCACCAAAGAGGAGCUCAACAGCUCCAGGCAGCAGAAUGAGAAACUGCAAGAAGAGCUCCAAAUCCGUGAACUGUCUAUUUCUAAGCUCAAAGAAGAGCUCCAGCAGUUUAUAAAGGAUGUGGAUUCCACCAAAGAAGAGCUCAACAGCUCCAGGCAGCAGAAUGAGAAACUGCAAGAAGAGCUCCAAGUCCGUGAACUGUCUAUUUCUGAGCUCAAAGAGGAGCUCCAGCAGUUUACAAAGGAUGUGGAUUCCACCAAAGAAGAGCUCAACAGCUCCAGGCAGCAGAAUGAGAAACUACAGGAAGAGCUCCAAGUCCGUGAACUGUCUAUUUCUAAGCUCAAUGAGGAGCUCCAGCAGAACAGGCAGCAGAAAGAGAAACUCCAGGAGGAGCUCCAAGUCCGUGAACUGUCUAUUUCUGAGCUCAAAGAGGAGCUCCAGCAGUUUAUAAAGGAUGUGGAUUCCAGCAAAGAGGAGCUCAACAGCUGCAGGCAGCAGAAUGAGAAACUCCAGGAGGAGCUCCAAGUCCGUGAACUGUCUAUUUCUGAGCUCAAAGAGGAGCUCCAGCAGAACAGGCAGCAGAAUGACAAACUCCAGGAGGAAAUCCAAGUCCGUGAACUGUCUAUAUCUGAGCUCAAUGAGGCGCUCCAGCAGAACAGGCAGCAGAAUGAGAAACUCCAGGAUGAACUCAACAUACGUCAAAUGUCUGUUUCAAGGCUCAGAGAUGAGCUGAAGGAGGCACAGACAGCUCUGAUGAAGGCGGCAGACUCUGUUCCUCCGUCUCCGUCUCCGUCUCCUUCACCAUCUCCAUCUCCGUCUCCUCAGCCACAGUCCUCUGCUCCAUCCUCCUCCACCACCCAGCCCAAGAGAAAGGGUGCCAAACAGCCGGCUGUUAAGGGAAGCAGUGUCAAAGAUAAACCAUCUCUGUCCAAGAAGAACUCUGCUGGUUCCAGCCAGUCCUCCCACAGAUCUCACGGCUCCCGGCUUAACAGCAGCUUCGAACAGCAACAUGUGGCCGUGGCGGACUCGUUCACGCAGACCGAACCUCUCCAAAUGUUGGACUUCAGCACGGAAAGCACGUCUGCCGCUAAAGAGGAGAUGGAGGAGGUGAUCGGCGACUUUCAGGAGAAGAUCGUGCAGAUGCAGGAGCUCCACGCUGCAGAAAUCCUGGACAUGGAGGCUCGGCAUAUCACGGAGAGCGAGAACCUGCGGCGGGACAUACAUGCACUGGAGGAUGAGUGUAAAGCACUGAAGUCCGUCAUCGACAAGCUACGCUCUGCUGAGGCUCCAACAUUAAGACAAGAGCGUUCUGUGCCUCAGUUCAAAGAUGGAUACACCAGUGACAGCAGUUCAGACUACAGCCAGCGGACUGGAUGUGAACUCCCGAGUUUGCACCAAGAGUUCAGGACGACACCAGAGGGCACCAGGAGAGAAACUGAUGAUCCAAUGCCCGACCGCAUCAAAUUGUUGCUCCGUGAGGUGCACCAGGAGGGGAUGCAGGUGCUCUCGCUGUCGGAGAUGCCGCUCCCUGGAGACGAGCCGGGCCACCAGUUCAACGUCCAAGGCUGGAUGAAGGAAAGGGAUGAUUUGCUGGCAACCGUGGAGUCUCUCAAAGGCCUCAUCACUCAGAUGCAGACACACCGGGAAACACAGGCGUCGGGUAGCGUGGACUGGCGUGCCGAGCUCCUGGACGCAGUGAGGCAGGUGUUUCUGAGGGAGCGAAGCGUCAUGAAGAACAUCCUCUACAGCCAGUUGGACCUGCUGGACACCAGCGACGCCAUCAUCCACCUCAAUCAGCUGGAGCGCAGGCUCACUGAACAGGACGCCCUCCACAGAGACGCCAUGGGUUCCCUCCACACUGCAGAGCGGACGAGUCUCAUCUCUGAGAUUCAUCAGCUCCGUGGUCAAUUAGAGCAAAUCCAUCAAGGUGUCCAGCCUGCAGCGUCUUUGGCUGCUGAAGUUAGUAUGAGGGAGCAGAGGGAGGGAGGAGGAUUGGGAGGAGGAGCGGGAGGAGCAGCGGAGGUGGACAGGCUGCUGGUGGAGGAGCUGAAGGUUGAACUGUCCCAGACGAAGCUGGAGCUGGAGACGACGCUCAAGACUCAACACAAACACCUCAAAGAGCUGGACACACUCAGGGCCGAGGUAUCGAAGAAAGCUGCCGAGGUGGACGCAGUCAGUGACCAGAUGACAGACGAGAGGAAGAGAAGCAGAGAUUUGCAGUGGGCCAUGGAGAAGGAGAAAUGUCGAACUGGAAGAACUGAGGAGAGUAAAAGGGAAGAGAUGGAGGACCUCCAUCUCAGUCUGGAGGAGCAGAAGAGCUGUGUGGCCCAGCUGACCCUCACCCUGAACCAGCAGCGCCAGGCCUCGUCCCAGCUCUCCCAGCAGGGUGAGCAGGAGCGUCUGAGUCUCCAAAGACGCCUCCAGGAGCUUCAGGUCCAGUUAGACACUGAGCGAGCCAAGGCCCUGGAGAUGAGUUCUGCACUUGGGAGAGAAAGGGAGCUGCGGACAAGUGUCACCUCCGAGUACGUCUCCUCCAAUGAGGAGCGGGUCGAGGAGGAAGGGAGUCUGCUGGAGAGACUGCAAAGGGAGCUGGAUAACAAACACACACAGGUGGUGCAUCUCCUCGGUCAGGUGGAGGCCCAGAAGCUCGAGGUGGUGCGGAGAGAGGAAGAGCUGAAUUUGGCGAGUCAGAGGUCGAGAAGGGACCAGGAGACGCUGCUGGGGGCUCGGGGCCAGCUGGAAAACCUGGAAGCACAACUGUCAGAGACCCAGGAGCAGCUGGAGAGAGAGAUGGAGAAGAGGAAGAGCCUGGAAGAAGAAAAGGAGAGACUGGAGGAGAGGAUAACCCGAGUCGAAGAGCAGAGAAGACAAAGGGAGGGGAGCGGAGCUCAGCAGGCUGACAGUCACACUCAGGCAGACUGGCACAGAGAUUCCCCCGACCGUACCACAGACUGGGUGUUCCAGCAGAAAAGUGGGAAUGCGUCCCCCAACCUGCAGCUCUCUCCAUCAGCUCACACCAGCGGACCUCAUCAUGGUCCUUGGCGCACGGUCGACAAGAUCGUGGGCAAACUCCAUCUCGUUUCCUCAAAGAUCCGCAGCAUGGCAAACAAAACGACUGGCAGGCUGACUGCAGAGGUUGACAGUGAAGAGUUGUCCUGGGUGCAGUCCAGUGUUGAUGAGGUCAUAACUAUGCUGCAACAAUCCCCGGGUCUACCCUCCAUCCCUGAGAGUGUGUCCCUGCUGGCAGGAGGCUCCUCCAGCUCCUCCAACUCCCUGACGGAGCGGCUGCUGAGGCAGAACGCCGAGCUGACGGGUUUUGUCAGUCGUCUGACCGAAGAGAAGAACGACCUGAGAAACCACACGCUCCGCUUGGAGGAGGAGCUCCGACGUUACAGGCAGACUGGACUGGGAUCAGGAGAAAGUUCCCUCAGCCGGAGGGGAGUGUCUAAGGUGGACUCGGCCAGUGUGCUGCUGUCCCAUGAGCGGGAGGCUUGGACUCGAGAGAAGAUCCGUCUGGAGAAAGCUUUAAAUCUGGCUCAGACGCAGGUGGCCCGACUUCGAGGAGAGAUCAGGACCGACACCCUGCGAGAGAUAACUGGACCUGAGGCGGACAACGCUGCACUGAAGAGGAUGUAUGGGAAGUACCUGAGGUCAGAAAGCUUCCGUAAGGCUCUGAUCUACCAGAAGAAAUACCUGCUGUUACUGCUGGGCGGCUUCCAGGAGUGUGAGGAGGCCACGCUGGCGCUGCUGUCCAGGAUGGGCGGCCGGCCGGCGCUCUCCAGCCUGGAAUCCUUCGGUCAGCGUCGCCGAGGGCUGUCGCGCUUCCGCUCCGCCGUCCGAGUCUCUAUCGCCCUCUCCAGAAUGCGUUUCCUCGUGAAGCGAUGGCAUAAAGCAACGGGGAUCAACUCCACGACCCUCUGCAGCGUGCACAAGAAUGGAACAGGUCAGACGUCAGGGUCAGAGGCGAGAGAUUCACCUUAUCUCCUCCACCCAGGCAGCGUGGAGAUGUACAGAGACAAGAGCAGCGCAGGAGGAGUCUCCGGCAGCAGCAGAGGGAGAAGUGGACGAGAGUCCCCCCGGUCAGCUGUCUCCUCCACCCCCCACAGGUUUCACUUGGCCGGAGACCACGGAGCUCUCACCUGCUCCCACCUGCAGAGCUACGACCCCGACCGAGCGCUCACCGACUACAUCUCCAGACUGGAGGCUCUGCAGAGGAGGCUGGGGAACGUGACAACAGGUGCUUCUUCGUACGCUCAACUGCACUUUGGCUUGAGACGAUAGACGCUGACAUGUUACUUUGGCUUGAAGAAACUCAAGUUGCCUUUUCUCGUGCUGAGCGCUCUGCUGUUUUCUAUCACUCUGGUGUGGACUGUAUCUUUCCAUGUGUGGACCAAAACACAUUUUUUUUAUUCGUGUACGACAUGUUGUGUUCAGGCUUUUUGUCGACAGCACUUGAAAAACAGCUACGUUUGUAAUUUAAUCUGCCUCUUUGUUGUGGAUGAUCUGCAAUCAUGUAUAUUUGUCUAAUGCUAAUUUAAGACCUCGUGAUUAAUUUAUGUUCGUGUUCGUAUGGGUGGAGCGUUACGUAGAGAAUGUUUGGGUUCAAUGUUGAGGAGGCUGCUACUGGAAAUCCUACACUACACUGUUUUGUUGAGGUCGGACAGACUACAGAGGACAUUUGUAGAGAAAGUAUUUUUGUAAAGCGUUAGGAGCUUUGAAUUUUCUGGGUAUUUUGUCAAAAACUGAAAUAAAGAGGACAACAUUAUUUCAAAGA
Messenger RNA from Hippoglossus stenolepis (Pacific halibut), 13659 nucleotides. RefSeq names its product A kinase (PRKA) anchor protein 9 (gene akap9). The record is from RefSeq and is a predicted model, not a curated record. Gene Ontology annotation, biological process: signal transduction. NCBI's taxonomy places the organism in Eukaryota, Metazoa, Chordata, Actinopteri, Pleuronectiformes, Pleuronectidae. The coding region runs from base 93 to 13166 and encodes 4357 amino acids. Gene Ontology annotation, molecular function: molecular adaptor activity. The transcript has 55 exons.